UUUUAAAUGGUUUUAGAUAUGUUUUAUUUCAAUAUAAUUUGAUAUAGUUUAAAGUAGAGUUUCAUGUUGCCUAACUCGAACAAUCAACUAUUGGCUCAAAGACCACAUCGUUUGCUGUCGGGGGUAGGAAAGCUUGGUUGCUUAGCCUAGUUAGAAAUAGCUAGCCGAGGUGCAUCAUCGUUCUGAAUAAUCUAUUUUUGAAGAAUUCACGAUGAAUGAGGAUUCUGCUGACCCACCCAACCCGCCUCUUUCCUGCUUCACUGAUUCCAAUCACCCAAAGUCACUGGUUUCUGACUGUAAUUAUAGUGGCCUGAACAACUGCAGUGAAAUACCCAGAUUUAAUAUCAUGGUCAAAGAGGAGCCUGAAGAUGUGGAUGAUACUGGGGAGAGUCCGGACUUCAGCAGUAGUGGUGAGGCAUUGACAGAACCUGAAUACCGGGAGAAUCAACACUCUAAGCAGCCUUGGGUUGGAAGGAGCAAGGCUCACCCAUCUAAUGGCAGUAGACCUAUGAGGACACACACACAAUCUGAAAAGGUGCCCCCGAUGUGUUCAGUGUGUGGAAAAGCAUUUGCCUACCCAUCCAAACUAAAAAGACACCUCAGAACACACACAGGAGAGAAGCCUUACCAGUGCUCUGUGUGUAGUAAGCACUUUAGUGAGAAGAAGAACCUGCAAAGACACCAGAAAGAACACACAGGAGAGAAGCCGUUUUGUUGCUCUGUGUGUGGGAAGAGAUUUACAGAAGCAGCAACCCUGAAUAGUCACCUCCGGAUACACACUGGAGAGAAACCUCACUCCUGCUCUACAUGUGGGAAGCAAUUCCGUCUAAUUGGGGACAGGAAUAGACAUCAGAAAGGGCAUACUAGACCCUUCAGUUGUUCUGUAUGUAAAAAGUGUUUUACCCAAGUGAAAACCUUAAAUAGGCAUAUUUGGAUACAUACAGGAGAGAAACUUCACUCUUGCUCGCUAUGUGGGAUGCUGUUCCGUGAGAAGGGAGACCUGAAUGGACACCAGAAAUUACACUCUGGAGAGAAGCGAUUCAGUUGCUCCUUGUGUGGGAACAGUUUUCUUUCUUCGUCAUAUCUCAUUGAACAUCAGAGAACACACGAAGGAAAGGCUCAAUCUGUGGAACUGGGAUCACAACAUCAGGUGUCUGUAGCUGAAGAGGAGUCCGGUCUCAGUCCAGUACCAGAAGUCAGAGUGAAAGAAGAGCAGGAAGACCCUGCUUUUGCAGAGAGAGUGGACCACUGCUCUAAUAAUGAAGCCAGUCCCCCUACAUCAGGAGAACUUGAACAGCAUCAGGAGAACCACACUGUCGAGAAACCCUACCUCUGCAUGCUAUGCGGAAAGCAAUUUAGUGUGAAGGGAAACUUAAUCAAACACCAGAGAAGACACACUGGAGGAAAGCUGUACCCCUGCGCAGACAGCGGGAAAUGUUUUUCUUUUGUAUCAGUCUUGAAAAGACACUCGCUAUCACACACUGGAAAGAAACCUUACUCCUGCCCUCUGUCUGGGAAGCAUUUUACCACGCAAAACCUGAGCAAUCAUAAGCAAACCAAAACUGGACAAAAGCGUUACUCUUGUUCACUGUGUGGAACGACUUUCUUAAAAUAUAUGGCAUACUGGAGGCAUAAGCGGUUUCACACAAAACUAAACUUCAGAGAUCAUGAACAAUUAUGCACCAGACGAAAGCCUUACUCCUUCUCACUGUGUGGAAUGACUUUCUCAAAAUAUAUGAUAUAUUGGAGACACAAGUGGUUACGCAUAGAAGAGAGCCCUCACUCCUGUUCUGUGUGUGGGAAGCAGUUCUGUGAAAAGGAUGCCUUGAAGAAACAUCAGAAAAAUCAUGCAGGAGAGAAGUCUUACUCCUGCCACAUCUGUGGAAAAAGUUUUAAUUUUGCUAAUGUUUUAAGCCAACAUCUGCUUACACACUCAGAAAAGAAACCCUAUUCCUGCUCUGUUUGUGAGAGGGGUUUUGCCAAAGCAGAAACAUUGAGUAGUCAUUUUCGAACUCACAGUGUAGAGAAACCUCACUCCUGCUCUGUCUGUGGAAAGAGUUUUGCCAGAGCACAAAACCUAAGGAGUCACCUUCGGACACACACAGGAGAGAAACCUCACUCCUGCUCUGUGUGCGGAAAAAGCUUUGCCAGAGUGCAAAACUUGAAGAGUCACCUUCGGACACACACAGGGGAGAAACCUCACUCCUGCUCUUUGUGCGGGGAGAGUUUUGCCAGAGCACAAUCGUUGAGUAGUCACCUCCUAAAACACACAGGAGAGAAACCUCACUCCUGCACUGUGUGCGGGAAGCAAUUUGCUGAGAAGGGAGCCCUGAACAAACACCAGAAAGUUCAUACUGGAGAGAAACCAUUCAGUUGCUCUGUGUGUGGAAAGUGUUUUUCGUCAUCAUCAUAUCGCAACCAACAUCAGAGGAUGCAUACAGGAGUGAGUAAAGCUGCUGGCCAGGAAUCACUACAGCAGGUUUCUUUUGGGGAGUCUGGUCUCAGUCUAGUACUGGAUAUUAAAGUCAAAGGGGAAGAGGAAGGUCCUGCUAUUGCAGAGAGAAAAGACCACUGCUCUGACCAUAUAGAGAGUCCCUCCACAUCAGGAGAAUGUGGACAACGGCAGGACAUUCUCACAGCUAAGAGCACCUUCUGCUGUUCAGUGUGCGGAAGAGAUUGCCAAAAGCUUUCGGCACUGCUAAUACAUAUGAGAAUACACACAGGAGAAAAGCCAUACACCUGCUCUUUGUGUGAGAAGCAGUUUCGUCAAAAAAUACACCUCCGAGAUCACCAAAAAGUGCACACUGGAGAGAAACCUUAUGCCUGCCCCAAGUGUGACAAGCGAUUUGGUUUUGCUUCAGCCUUGAAAAGACAUCAGAAGUUACACACACGAUAAUCUUGCUUACACAAAAGUAUAAGUCUUGCCAAAGUUUGUCACUUCAUGUUUGACUACUGGGAUGAUAUAGCUGUGGAAAAACCACAGAAGAAUGAGAGAGGUCUAUAUGCCAACGAGUAAACAUUUAUUAUCUACAGGAUAUGCAGUGCCCUGGACAAUUAUUGGGACAUUAGGCAAAUACAAACAUAAAAGGCUGUGAAAAUUUUUAAUUGUUGUUUAUUUGUCACCACACAUGUAUACCUCUGUGAAACAGGAUGUCAUGGAUGACCACUUAAGAGUUCCCAAAGACUCAGAUGAAAAUUUAAAUAUACAUUAGAUUUUGUUUGUAAUUUUCCCUACAGGUGCCAAUAACUUUCAUGAUUUUUGGAGUGUAAGAUCAAGCUGAAUAACAACAAUGGCCAUUUUUUUUUCACACCCUUUUUUGUUCGUAUUUUGACAAUAAUUCUGGAGGGAACUGUGUAUACAGGGCCGCUAUCAUCCACCUCAAUUCUGAAUAGAUCACCUUCUGUAUGGAAGUUGUCCUGAGGAUUCUAAUUUAAUUAUUCAGAUUAGGUAAAUCAUUCAGAUUAGGUUAAUCAUUCAGAUUAGGUUAAUCAUUCAGAUUAGGUAAAUCAUUCACACUCUGUCCAGUGCAUCAUAACUCUUCCUAGACAGUAAUGAUGUGAGUAUACUACGUCUACAUAGCAAACUACAUAUUUUUUGGCAUUAGCUUUAGCCAGGUGGCUAACACCGGUCUCCACUCAUAACGACCUUUCAAGAAGCCAUAUAAGAUCUAAUGUUUGCCUGCUGGCAAGGUUGCCGUACUGAAUGCUAUUUACAUUGACCAUUUCACCCAGGUUUUAGAAAAGAUGCAUUGAUGCAUACUAAGUUUAUUUGAAAAAUGAACAACCAGGCGGUGGGCGGUCUCACUGAAAGUCACCCCAUCCCUGCUGUGAUCUUGGUCAGAACAGGUUGAGAUUCAUCUCAACAAGACAGCCUGUAUAAUUGACAUAAAAUCAAUAAAAAAAUGUACAU
Esox lucius (northern pike) is the source of this 3910-nucleotide messenger RNA. RefSeq names its product zinc finger protein 585A-like. Gene Ontology annotation, biological process: negative regulation of transcription by RNA polymerase II. The transcript has 5 exons. The record is from RefSeq and is a predicted model, not a curated record. The coding region runs from base 212 to 2896 and encodes 894 amino acids. Lineage: Eukaryota; Metazoa; Chordata; Actinopteri; Esociformes; Esocidae. Gene Ontology annotation, molecular function: DNA-binding transcription repressor activity, RNA polymerase II-specific; RNA polymerase II cis-regulatory region sequence-specific DNA binding.